AUGGACAUAGAUUCACCGCGCAAGAACUGCCUCUUUGCUGGUGAAGCAGACAGUUUUCUCACAGAAUCACCAUCAUUUUUGCCGCCACAUAUGGUCAAGCAAUCUGGGAAAUCGAGACCAGACUUUCUGUCGUUUAAGAGGUCGCAGACAUCGCAGGGAAUCAUCACAACCUCAACGUUGAAGCGGCCUCUCCAGCUGAGCCCGAGGUUUGACUCUCCAACUUGCACAUUAGCAGCUGAUUUGUCGCAGAAUUUUCACAUCGACCAGCACGAAAAGAGAGAUAUUCCCACGCCCAAGAGAUAUCUUUUUGGCGGGUCUCAGGCCCAAUCGCAGUCCGAAAGAGCGCCUCUCGGACCGGUGUCCACAAACCGCAAGAUCAACUCUAGGAUGAAUUCCAUCUCCAGUCUUGGAAGCACAAACUCGAUUUUUUCGUUUCAAUCACAAUCGACAUGUUCAUCGCAAUCGAGCAUUUCCAUUUUUGAAGAAACAGAGUCGAAAAUGGUGCCUCCAGCGCCUUCGUAUCGGAAGCUUUUGAGACGAGCAAACACCGUCUCGGUGAGGUCUUCGUCGCUCUCGAAUAUCUCUGCUUUUCAGCCAAACCGCGGCCAGCAAAAUCUACAACAGUCUCAGCAGUCUCAGAAAUCUCAGGAGAAUCAUUCUGACGAGGAUUUGGACGCCUUGUGUAUCCCCUCACCCGUUGUUGAGCGUGAUAUCUCCAUCGACAACUCGGACGGUGAUGACUCUGCGAAUAAUUCUAUAGGAUCACCUCUUCAGCACCGUUUGAAUGCUAAAUUGCGGCUGUUUGAAAACAAACCCUCCAAUAAGGCCAGACGUACUCACUCGAUGUUUCAGACCCCUCAGGAGCUGUAUGUUGGCCCAGCACAGGUCAACUCCAUUUCCAAUGAUAUCUGCGGUCUGAGCUUCAAGCCUGCGGUUGACCCUCCUUUCGUUAGGGCCGCAAACUCCGUAUUGCCUUCUACAAAAAUUCGUACGUUCAUGGUUCAGGAUGAUUUAAUUCCACGGAUAGACACACUCCAAUUUGUGGACAUCCUCCAGGGCAAGCACGAGGGUUUUGACAGCUUUGUGGUGGUUGAUUGCCGGUUCGAAUAUGAAUACCGUGGUGGACACAUCGAUGGCUCCGUUAACAUUACGUCGCAGACCGAUCUCGAAAAGAACUUCCUCACGGAGGGAGUGAAGGCGCAUCGUCCGGGAAAGGGCUCCAAUGCUAACGGUACGAAGUUGGUGAUCUUCCAUUGCGAGUUUAGCUCGUACCGUGGUCCGCUAAUGGCGAACCAUCUUCGCAAUCUUGAUCGCUCGCUCAACAAGGAUAACUACCCAUAUCUGUACUAUCCAGAUGUUGUGAUCCUCCAGGGAGGCUACAAACAGUUUUUUGACCAGCAUUCGGAACUGUGUUAUCCCAAACGCUAUGUUGAGAUGAACGACUCGAACCACAUCGAUAUGUGCGAAAUGGAAUUGGAACGCAUCCGCAGAGACUUUAAGCUCAAUAGCAAGAGCUCUCUCAAACGUGCUAUGUCGCUGAACUCUGGAGUAUCGACUCACCAGAUCCACACAACUACCCAAACAGGGCCUAUUGGAAGACCAAGUACGGAUAUCUUUGGAAAAAGUCUCGACGCGCUGUUCGAGAAUACCUCGAGUCCACAGCGGUGGGGAGCAAGAAAACCUCAAUCCGCCAAUGCUACUACCCAAUUUGAGUUCAAGUUCCCUCUGCCGAAAAUCAAGCCCGCACACAUUCGCUCAAUGACAUACCAUCAGACCAGCCUGACCAAGUCGCCAAUCAGGCCGAUCGAUAAGCACGUCGAUACUCCAGUUGCGGAGAGGAAUCGUCUGGGAGAACAGAACCGUUUCAAGUUUCCCAAGUGUUGA
Kuraishia capsulata CBS 1993 is the source of this 1884-nucleotide messenger RNA. RefSeq lists its product as uncharacterized. The record is from RefSeq and is a predicted model, not a curated record. Gene Ontology annotation, molecular function: protein tyrosine phosphatase activity. Lineage: Eukaryota; Fungi; Ascomycota; Pichiomycetes; Pichiales; Pichiaceae. Bases 1 to 1884 code for a protein of 627 amino acids. Gene Ontology annotation, biological process: positive regulation of G2/MI transition of meiotic cell cycle; G2/M transition of mitotic cell cycle; positive regulation of G2/M transition of mitotic cell cycle. The transcript has a single exon. Gene Ontology annotation, cellular component: nucleus; cytoplasm.